Zingiber officinale is the source of this 1058-nucleotide messenger RNA. RefSeq names its product protein RDM1-like. Gene Ontology annotation, cellular component: nucleus. The record is from RefSeq and is a predicted model, not a curated record. The coding region runs from base 213 to 725 and encodes 170 amino acids. NCBI's taxonomy places the organism in Eukaryota, Viridiplantae, Streptophyta, Magnoliopsida, Zingiberales, Zingiberaceae. The transcript has 3 exons.
CCAACCCUAGUCUUCCUCAACCAACGUUUCCUCACCCUCAAACUCCUCACGCCGCCGCGACUGCCGCCCCUUGCUCCCUGCUGUGGUCGUCAUCGUCGUCGCUGCACGUCGUCGCUGUCGCCGCGCCCCAUCGCAGCCGCCGCACGUUGUCAUCGUGCUGCCAACGCACAACAGCAAGCGCAAUUAGAUCUUCGAUUUAGGGUGGUUGUGAAAUGAAGAGAGCGGCUCCAUGGGAAAAAUCGUUGGAAAUAUCUUCAGAUGAUUCGUCUGGCUCAGAAUCUGAAGAUGGAGCACCAAGAAAAAAGUCACCUACAAAAGAUGGAGGUCCUCAAUCCAAAGAUUAUAUGUCAAAAGGUUCGUCUUCUAGAGGUUCACUUAUCAGAAGGGCAGAGAUGUAUCAGGAAUACAUGGGACAACUACACAUUCCUUCUAAAUUGGGCUCUGUCGUUCCUUACACUUCAUGGCAGGGAUUGGCCAAAUCUUUGAAACAGUUAUAUGGACAGCCAUUACACUAUCUCACUAACAUACUAAUGAAACAAUGGGAUGAGUCUAGGGUUGGCCACGAUAAGGAAAACCGACAUUUAGAUACCAUCAUUCAUCCUUCCAAAGCUGAGGCCCUUAUCUGGGUCACAGAAGAAGUCCACAGAUCUACCACAUCGCAUCAUUAUUUAGCCAAGCUUUGGGCUUCUGAUCCCAUGUAUCACAUCCAUAUUGAUCCUAUCUAAUAGUAAUCACCAAAUGCAACGUUCGGGCACUUUGCUAUUCCAUCUUUAAAGAAAAAGGAUUGCUCCUUUUGGUUGUCAUUUGUGUUUCUUUAGGAUAUAUUGAUAAUGUUCUUGAAAGGACUUUGUUUAUAUAGUACAUACAACAUUUGGUGAUGGUUUGACUCCAUGAACAGAACUCGACUCCAAAAAGAAGAAACCUGGUGGAUUGAACUUUGAAGCUUUAAGCAAGCAUGGUUAUCGUGGUGGACCUUCUAUCUUAAAGGUGCCUCCCCCAAGGAUCAAUGAUAAAGAGCAAGACUGGUCAUGGUCAACCGGCAGAGGAUCUGACGCAUC